Messenger RNA from Aspergillus mulundensis, 1005 nucleotides. RefSeq lists its product as uncharacterized. The record is from RefSeq and is a predicted model, not a curated record. The coding region runs from base 1 to 1005 and encodes 334 amino acids. The transcript is spliced from 4 exons. NCBI's taxonomy places the organism in Eukaryota, Fungi, Ascomycota, Eurotiomycetes, Eurotiales, Aspergillaceae.
AUGAAGCCCGCCCUUCUCCAACUCCCACUUCUCCUUGCACCCUUCCUUGCACCAGCUUCAGCCCUAGCUGUUCCCAAGGUUGCAGCUGACAUCGACCUUGUUCUCGAAAAACGCGGGGAUCACGCCGAGGACCAAAAAGAUGCGUACGCUUCCGCCCCAACUCCAUCCGUCGCCUCCGAGUCCGCUGCUCCUGACGAUUGGGCCGGGCCAGGGGUUGGUUCGACUGCCGCUGGCUCUUCUUCCACCGGCUCUCUUGACUCCGCUGCUUUGGUGGGCUUGCUUCCGGACAUCCUCAGUAUUGACCUGACCAAGUUGACGAGUUUGGUUGGGUCGACUGGCUCUAUUGACCUGGCUGGUCUUGUGGACUCGAUUUCCUCUUCUGUUCCUAUUGAUUUCGAUAGUCUUUGUGGUUUGGUUCCUGGUCUUGCGUCUGCUGCUUCUACUGGUUUGACGGGUGGUGCAGGUGGUUCUUCUACUUUUUAUCCUACUUUGACUGCUUCGACUGCUUCUGUUCCAAUUGUGUCAACUGCUUCUGUUCCAAUUGCUUCAACUGCUUCUGUUCCAAUUGUUUCAACUGCUUCUGUUCCAAUUGUUUCAACUGCUUCUGUUCCAACUCUUCCAAAUGCUUCAUCUGUUCCAGCUUCGUCAGCUCUUCCAACGGCUUCAACUCUUCCAACUUCGUCAGCUCUUCCAAUUCCUUCAACUCUUCCAACUGCGUCAACCAAUGAAAUUGGUACAAAUGAUUCCUCAGGCUCAGAAUACCUGGGCGAUCUAACCGAUUCCACCGGCUCUUCUGGUUCCGUUGAUCUUGCUUCUUUCAAUAAUCCCUUUGGAUCUACUGGUUCUUCUGGUUUCGAGGCUUCCACUGCACUGACUGAUGAUCUUGGUUCGGAUGAUUCGGAUUAUGAUAGGAUAGGGAGCGGGACUUCUAAUAUCAAUCCUUCAACUUCCGAGCACCUAAAUUCUGCCGUUAAACCCUACUUCGGCGCUCUCGCCCCCGUUUAG